AUGGCCUUGGCGUUUUUCGUAGCCGUUGUUACGAGUACUCCGAUUGAUGAUCAAUCCAAUUAUCAAAAGAGGAUUUAUCUUUACGAAGAUUUACCUAUUGAAACAUACGAGAGAAGAAUAUUUUAUAUAAGACCACAGAGAUUCGUUAGCAAAAAUAGACGAAAUUAUUUGGAUGAGGAGGAUGACAAAUCGUCGAAAUACAAGAACGAUGAUGAAUCUACCGAACAAAAUAAUUAUGCUUACGAGGAUCCCCUUGCCGUUCCGUCCGAACAAUACGAGGAUCAUUACGAGGAACCCGAAGAGAAUGGAUACUCGUUUGAGUCACACGUCCCCGAAGAUAACUCACAUGAGAAUCACUUUCUGGAACAUGACUUACACGAAAACGUUCACAAGACGAUCACAAUUAUUAAAAAAGUCGCUGUACCGUAUCCCGUGGAAAAGAUUAUACGAUAUCCCGUGGUAAAAAAUAUACCAUAUCCAGUCAAAAUACCAGUAUCACAACCAUACGCUGUUGAGAAAAAGGUUCCUUAUCCUGUAAAGGUUUACGUAAAGGUACCUGUGAAAAUUCCUAAACCAGUGCCCGUGAUAAAGGAAGUACCGUAUCCGGUGAAAGUACCGGUUGAUCGACCGGUUCCUGUUAAAGUUUAUAUACCAGAGCCCUAUCCCGUAGAAAGGAAGGUUCACUAUGAGGUUAAAGUACCAGUUCCGGAUCCCUUUCCAAUUGAACGGAAAAUACCGGUGCCGGUAAAGGUACCUAUACAUGUUCCGCAACCCUAUCCAGUUGAAAAAAUCGUACGUUAUCCUGUGAAAAUCGAAGUUGAAAAGCCAAUACCGGUACCAGUAUCAAAACCGUAUCCUGUUCAUGUUAGUAAGCCAGUUCCUUAUCCGGUAGAGAAACCAGUACCCGUUCCGGUAAGGGUCGAAGUGCAUAGACCGAUUCCAGUACCGGUUGAUAAACCAGUGCCGGUAAAGGUCAAGGUACCGGUGCCUGCACCCUAUCCGGUUGAGAAAGAAGUACCUUAUCCGGUAGAAAAACCAAUAGCUGUACCAGUCAAGGUACCAAUCGAUCGACCGAUCCCUGUUCAUGUGACUAAACAUUUGCCUUAUCCUAUUCAGAAACUUGUACCUUAUCCCGUUAAAGUUGCAGUACCUGUACCAGUUCACGACGAGGACAACGAACAACAAAUUAUCAACUCUGAA
Molecule: messenger RNA, 1200 nt
Organism: Polistes canadensis
Lineage: Eukaryota; Metazoa; Arthropoda; Insecta; Hymenoptera; Vespidae
Product: proline-rich protein 4-like
Exons: 2
Source: RefSeq, a predicted model, not a curated record